AGAAAAAUAAUAUUGGUAUGGAGAGAGUAGAAUAUCUUCUGCACUCUUGUGUCGCUCAAGCUAAAUGGCAUUUAGAACAAUACAAGAAAUUUAAUUAUUAUGCGACAUAUUAUCGUUGUUUGUAUGAGUCGUAUUCGAGUAAUUGGCAGGGAGAAAGGUCGAGACGAAAUACAGAUGUCGAUGCGGUGGAUUGGAAUGAAGCCUACACAAAUGUUGCUGGUAAUUGUAAUUAUGAAAUGACAAAUAUUUUACCAGAAAAAAAGAAGAAGAAAAGAAAAAAGAAACGAAAAAGUUAUGGAGAAAAAAUGGAAAGUGACGAUGAAAAUAACGAGUUUGAGAUGGAUGAAAGUUUCAAGGAGUUUCUUCUAAAAUCAGCUGAACAUAGGAAACAAAGGGAUGCAGCAAAAGCGAAACAAGUUGACGAGAAAGGUGAUGAUGUCAGCAUGGAAUGCGUUGAAUAUGUUGAUGUUUUGCGAAAAGGUCCAGAAGGAACUGUUCUACCUCCCACAGCAUUUAAUAGAAAACAAUUGUACGAAGAAAAGUAUGGCGCAAAAGGAACGACAAUACUGAGCUUGGAAACAGCUUUGCAAUGGAAGUACAACAAAUUUAUUGAUAGUAUGCCAACAUCUCCGUGGCCAGCAUUACCAUUAAGGUUUAAGUAAACACGUGUGGAACGUUUUAAUUUGUGUGUGUAUUUUUGUAUAUAAAAAUUUAAAAAGCGACAUGUUAACCAUAUCGUAAUCUAUCA
This is a messenger RNA of Hydractinia symbiolongicarpus, 748 nucleotides long. Its product is annotated as gem-associated protein 8-like. The coding region runs from base 18 to 662 and encodes 214 amino acids. Gene Ontology annotation, cellular component: SMN complex. The record is from RefSeq and is a predicted model, not a curated record. Gene Ontology annotation, biological process: spliceosomal snRNP assembly. The transcript is spliced from 3 exons. NCBI's taxonomy places the organism in Eukaryota, Metazoa, Cnidaria, Hydrozoa, Anthoathecata, Hydractiniidae.